CAGCUGCAGUAGGCUCCCGACACAGCCGCUUGCAAGACGUCCUCGAACUAUCCGACGCAUCCGCGCGAUCCUCCCCUGACACCGAUGGCCCCGCGCCGCCACCUCGGCCAAGUUCAAGGCCUCCUCGACGCCGAGGACGCCGGCGUGACCCGGUGCUGCGUGCCGACCGGCGAGUGCCUGCGCGUGCAGCAGCAGCAGAUGAGCCCCAACACCGCCGACCCGAUGCUGAUCGCCCUCGACGACCUCCGCGACACCGUGCGCGUCACCUGCAACAACGAGCUCUGCACCUCCGGCAGGUUCAUGCACCGCGAGUGCUUCGAGCAGUGGGAGCAGACGGUACUGGCCUACCUCAAGACCUGCGGCCGGGCGCGCUCCUGGUCGGAGCGGCAGCGCCACCAGAACCUCUGGACGAAGAAGGGCUACGACUUGGCGUACAAGGCGUGCGGCUGCAAGUGCGGCCGCGGCCACCUCAAGAAGGACCUGGACUGGAUGCCGCCGCCGCCGACGAGCAAUAUCUUCGGCCGCGUGGAGGACAUCUCCGAGGCGGCGGCCGGCAAGAAGAAGAAGCGCCGCAACCGCAACGCGAGGCCCUCGCUGGCGAUCUCGGCGGCACACCCCGGCCCCAACGAGGGCAGAGGCAGGGCGGGGAGUCUCUCCUCGAGCACGGGCUCCUCGUCGCCGCCGGCGUCCGGCAGCGAGCCCAGCAUCUCGCCGGUUCACGCGCACUCGAAGAAGAAGUCGAAGACGGACAGCGCCGAAAGGAGCCGGGUCGGAGGCGGCGCCAAUGGGAUUUUCACCCGCCGGCUGGAUUUCAGCUCUUUCAACGCUUUACCGAAGAACAAACUCAAUUCCUAUCAAAUCAAGACGGAAGACGAAGGCAACCACGGAAACGACGACACUCGCUGCUUCAUCCUGUCCACCCUCGCAUCUCAGGGACGCUCCAAAGUGCACUGUGUCCUCUGCGAAGAGAGGAUGCCGGUUUUCGAUAGGUAUCCUCUAGUUGACGGCACGUUCUUCCUGAGCCCGCGCCAACACGCCAAAGGCUGCAUCGAGGUGAAAGUGGAAGGACGCACCCAGUUUUUGACGGUCGUCUGCAUGGCGUGCCUCGAAGGCGUCAACGGACGCGCCAUCGUCUGCAGAUUCUGCAACCAGAGAUGGGACGGAUCCUCUCUGGUCCUGGGUACCAUGUACUCGUACGACAUUUUCGCUGCCAUGCCGUGCUGCACAGAACGCAUUAAGUGCAACGCGUGCUACAAGCCGGUCCUGCACCCCGCCCAGCGCCUCAACUUCUUCAGCGAUUACAGCCACAUAGUGCCGUGUCCCCAUUGCCACACGUUCGACACGCACUUCGUCAAGCCCCUGGCUUACUGUUACGCCCGCCAGCCGCUGCGGUCGCUGCAGUUGUGGCCAUAGCCCGCGGCCCCCGCCUCGCUCGCGAAGGCGCCCCCGACGCCGCCCACGCCGCCGCCGGACCUCAUGGACCUGGACCUGGGGUUGCUGUGGCGCGAACUGGCCGGCCUGCGCCUCGACGAGUUCUGCCGCCUCCAGCUCACCCGAGCCCGGUAGACGGACUUAGUUUUCUUUGUUAUGUUGUUGCAUUUUAUAUUGCAUUUAUUUUUGGGGCGCGUUCUCGGGGCCGCCGGGAACGGUCCCCAGACAUAUGUCGCAUAUAUAAAAACCGUUAUGUUAUUAGUUUAUUAUUAAUUAUAUGUUUGUUAGGUUUUAGUGAAUUUAUAUUCAACUUAAGUCUCUUUAUCAAAUGAAUGACAUUGUGAUGAUAGUUAUCUUAAUUUCUAGCUCGAAUUCAGUUGACGCUAAAGCAGGUCUUGUUGUAACUGAGUGAAUUUGGAGAAAUGCACUUUUGAGUUUUGAGUUUUUUUUUUUUUUGUUUGUUUGGUUAUUGCUGAUUUUGUUUCUUUUGUUAAUUUGAGUAUAAGUUAGCGUUAUUGUAGAGAAGAGAAGCAAGUGUGUUGAUUUCGUUCGCGGAUGGCGCGAUUGCUUUAUUACUUAAUAACUAUAAUACAUAAUACUAUAGUAAUAAAAAUGAUAUAUUGCUGUGUCCCAAUAAUUAGUGAUAGGUGUGAAUGGUGCGGGACCUUGAAAGAUGGGUCUCGCUUGCGUGUCCCGUUAUCGUCGUUGUUGUUGUGAUGGGUUGUUCAGGGACAGUCGGUCUCCCUGCGAGUAGCACACUGCCACUUCAUCCCGCUGCUGCACCCGUAGCCUUCCAGAAACGGACGUACAAAGAACUCAGCCGCUCAGAUUAUCCGCAAAUACCUCUUGAAACUUGACGAUGGUGAUUACGAUGAAGAUGGCGGAUCUAGGAAAUUGCUUCAAGUACAAACCGUUCGUUACUUUUGCAAAUUUUAUAUAAAUGAUUACAAUAUAAUCGAUUGUUGAGGGUAAAAUAAUUCCUAUCUCCGUUUAGCCAAAGCUUAUGUUGUUUUUUGAAACUACACAUCGACCGACUAGAUAUGUUGCGCGAGUGCGAGCGAGCUUUUGUACCGUAGCGAGCGUAGCGUAGUCCCUUAGCGUAGUGGUAACUGCAUGAUGCCCCCCUAACUCUAAGCUAGCCCUAAGACUCCCCAACCACCCGCUUAUUGUUAUCGAGGCCUAACUCACGGUCUAACUUCUACGUGUGAGAAUCCUUCAAUGUUGUCGUUUUUUGGACAAAAACUGUAAAUAACGUGUUCGAAUUCGAAAAUCCAUUAAGUUUUUCAAAUUGGUAUUAUAUGUCGAUUAAUCGUAAGUCUAGUUCGUAGUCGUUUUUUACAAUAAAAUACGAAUUAAUAAGUAGGUGUAGUCGUUGAAGAGGCGCGGGCACCCCAGCUGGUGCGAGGACCAAUCGGUGGCUGCCAGAGCUCGACCAUUAGUCCUUUCUUGAACCUCCUGAUGUCGCGGUCCGGCGUCCUCUAUCUCGCACGGCUCGGCACCCUCGAAGGGAAACCAAUGAGAAUUUUUCAAAGAAAAAAAACAACAAUUUUUGCAGCGCCGUCUCGUGUCAUGUCACAGUCGCGCCGAGCCGUGCGUUUCACUCCGAUAAGGCUGUCCAUGCACAAUAUUACACGAAGGCGCAAUCAGGGUAAGGGUCGUACCGUAGAGCACCACUAUAUAGGUAUCUUUAGCGUAGCUUGGCUGCAAGUAGAUAAUGACAUGUAUCCGUGUGUGUUUUCGCCGCUUUAGCUAGCUGUCUUUAAUCCACGAUCCACCAACCAUGAGGCAACCCAGUGCCCUCGCAAAGUUUGCGAGCGCGCCACCUCCGCGUCACCGUACCGUAAGAGGUCGGUCGGAUCGCCGUUCCCAAACCGUUCUUUCACUAAUUGGCGUACUAAUCGUAAGUUGUGAUUUUGUACACGAAAACUGGAUAUUUUGUGAUGAUAUAUUUUUAUACGAUCGGCUGUUUUUAGACUUAAGUGGAACCGACUUGACAGUUAUUUUUCGAAAUGAGUAUGUUGGCUUUAAAGUUGCAACCGGUUCCGUGUGAUCACGAUCGCCACGAUCGACUCGAAGUGAUAAAAUUUGUACAUAAAUACGACGAAAAUUCUUAAAAAUGAUCGAAACAAGCUAUGUUUUUAUACGUAAAUUUUGCAUCUUGUAGUGGAUUAAGGUCUAGAUUGUAGAAUACCGUCUCUCAUGGUUGAGUGGACCCUUGCUUUUGCGUUUCGGGGCCGCCCCACAAACGCCAACCUCCUUAGUUCGCAAACUGACAUCCAUCAUUUUGUUUCAUCUUUCAUUACACAUCCAUUAACACUGCACUUCAUCAGCCGGCACUUCCACGGUAUACAAGUAUUUUUUAGUUUUAUUCACGUGUGCGGUAACCAACGACAAAUCUAAGGCAGAAAGGCAAAAGGCCGUAAGUCCGAAAUGUGAUGUUCUUGAAGCUAAAAUUAUUUCGGUUUGAUAGUCACAAAUUACUAACAUAAAGAUGUAACUCUUGAUGUCAAAGACAGCAUGGACAUUGAAAUUCUACCUCAUUUAUAUACCUGUCCAUAUCUGGAUCAACGUCUCCUAACGAUGUCGUUGAUUGCAAAUUUCUAUAAAAAUCUUUAGCGCUAUCAUCAAUGAAGUCUAACUCUAGUAAAUUUUUUUUCAUCCAUUUUCCAAUGAACCUUAAAUAAAUUCUACUAUGUCUAUGUCUUCUACAAUUGUCCUUUGGAGGCAAAAAUACCUUUAACACUUCUUGCCUUUUCAACAAAAUUGUAUAUGCUUGUAUGUGUCAGGAUAAACUCUUUUAAUACGCACCCAUCUUAUUAAUGAAUAUUAUAAUUAAAACCAUAACUUCCUGCAAAAAAUCCUUUUGCCUUUCUGCCUCAGAAAAGCUGAUGUAUAGACUCCCGAUGAUUGAAUAAUUGUCUCCAUUUGUUGAUUCGGUAUGGAAUUGGUGAAUGCGAGAUACGUAACGAUAACCGAGUAGUUUAAUUAAAAUAAUUUUUUGUACUUUUGAUUUAUCGAAAUUUGAGAUCCGACCUUGCAGGAGCUUGUCCUCGGCGUGGCGGACUUUGAAAAUGCGUUGGACGUCAGAUGCGGAGCGUGUUUCGGGGUGGUCCCCCUUUCUCCUAUUAAAGUACAAAUUUGGUAAUACACACAACAUAUUAACAAAUGGUAACGAUGUUUUCGGUGUUGUAGUUGUGUGAGGGCCGCCUCCGGGCGGCCGGUGUAGAGUAGCCGCUAGGAUGCUCCCUCGCUGUUUUCAAUUACACAUAUUAUUACUAUUGGGAAGUGUUGAGAGUUGAGAAGGUAGUUUAUGUAUGUUUAUAGCGUACUGUAGUAGGGGCCGGGCGAGGCGGCAGGGCGAAGCGGGCGCUCUGCAUUGCCGCCCCUUGGGACUUAGAUAGGGCCGGCACUACUUUAGCAGAGCGCGACGUCAGCCAUUGUUAUCGCAGGGCCGGACCGGGUCGGUCCGGCCCGGACAGUUACAAAUCAACGGUGAUCACUGAAUGAGUACAAAUGCUGCCGCCCCGGCCCGAGCCGUUUUAUUAUUAUUAUUGAUGAUGUAUUUUUCAGAGUUUAGCAUGAGCAAUAUCAGCAGAAGUUUAAUUAUGUAAUUUUUUUAAGCCGCGGGCGGGCUGCGGCCCGCUCGCGGACGCAAAAGAGGUUAGUUUCGUGGGGGCGGCGUGGCGGUUGCGCGGCGUCUGCGGAUAGAGAUAGCAACAUGUGCCAUACCUGAAGGGAUUUCAAUGCCAAAUAAAGAAGGCCGCGGGAGCGCCGCGCCGCCCCCCCAUCACCAAAUUUCACACAAUAAAAACGACUAUUUAUUCACACUACUAGAGUACCUAUGUCGCUGGAGAAGCAUGCAAUUUGUCAGGAUCUUUCAGUAUAUUGUAAAUUAUCUAUUUGUAACAUUAGGCUAACAACAAAUUGUUGCUCGGCGUCCUGCGUGAGGCCCGCGGACGUCUCAAGCUUUAGAAUGUACAAAAUUUAUUUAUGUUUAUUGGUUUUGAUCGAGUUCGGUUGAAAUUAAAUUUUUAGUCACGGGAAUCACGGAAGACGCCGAGCACGAGUCGAGAUGUUUUUUAUAUGCGUGAAAAAUUUGAUAUCAAUAUAAUAUAUGACAUAAAAUGAUCGAGCUUUUGACGGCUUUUUAUAUGUAAUACAAUGGGAUUACAAAUUUUUAAGACGUAAUAAAUAUAACCAUUGUCUAA
Zophobas morio is the source of this 5639-nucleotide messenger RNA. RefSeq names its product headcase protein (gene heca). Lineage: Eukaryota; Metazoa; Arthropoda; Insecta; Coleoptera; Tenebrionidae. The record is from RefSeq and is a predicted model, not a curated record. The transcript is spliced from 5 exons. Bases 85 to 1413 code for a protein of 442 amino acids.